AAGAAAGUUUUCGAGGUUGACGAAAAAAAUUGUGGAAACGCAGAAAGUUCGGAACUUUUGGCUGCUGAGCUGAUUAUGUGAAGUUCGUAUUUCAAAUUUUACAUGUGCGUUUCAAGUUUAGCAUAUUGUCUUCAUCUUGUGUAUGUAAUGUUGAAAGAGUGAUUAUGUUAAGUGUAAAUACAGUGAAACCAUUCUGCGUUGCAGAAUCGAGUUUGCGAGUACAGCAUAAGUUUUUUUCCCAUUAUUCGUCUUCUCCAAGUUUGAAAUUCUUAUUGAAUAAUUUACGGAAAAAUUUCAAUUGUACGUUCACUAAAAAAUUCUACACCAAUUUUGAAUCUCUAAAAUUCUCCACCGGAUUCAAAGAACAUUCGUCGAAGAUCCUGAAAUCAUGUACGAAACAAUGCGUAUUCGUUUUCGGCCACAGAAUGAGACGAAGUCAACAAAUGUUUUCACUUUAUAAAAAAUUAUGGAGUGAUUUCAACUUAAUAUAUUUCUUACAAAAGUUCAAUAUUAGUGCAUUGAAACGUAAUAAAUUUCUAACCGCUGCGAGUAUCGCUAGUGGAUUUUUAUGGGAGAAAGAGAGGAUACCGGAGGAUGAACUGAUAAGAUUAGAAGAUGAAAUCGGUUUCGCUAAGAACCUGUACGAAAACAAAGACAGUCCCGAAAAAAAUAAUAAAAAUUCAUCUGAGGAUCUUUGCGACUGCGAUCGUUGUAAACAUUUACAUAACGAAGAUGAUUGGGAAUUAUUUUAUAGUAAUCUGCAUAUGAAGAUAUGGAGAAAAGAACAUGAGAAAUAUAAAGGACAAGGACUCUAUGUCUAUAAAGUGUAUGGCAAAUGGAACGAUGUUACCGCUAAUGAUUUUUUCCAAGUGCAAAUUGACUGCAAGUACAGAAAAGAAUGGGAUCAAAAUUCUGUUCAACUGUAUGUUGUAGAUUCGGACCGUAAAACAACGAGUGAUGUUUUAUAUUGGGAAUUUUUAUUUCCGAAAAUGUUUUACAAUCGUGAUUAUGUUUGCAAUCGAAGAUAUAAAAUCGACGAUGAAAAAAAAUUGAUGACCAUCGUUAGCGAAAGCGUUGAACAUCCGUCUUGUCCCGAGAAACCUCCCAUUCAUCGAGUAAGAGAAUACUGGUCUCACAUCGUCAUAAAACCCAAGGAGGAUUUUGAUAAACCUGGAUUGGAGUUCACCAUUACCUAUUUCGAUAACCCUGGUCUUAAUAUACCAACGUAUAUAUCACUUUUCUACACAAUUACAGGAAUGCCUGAAUAUUUAGAAAAGCAGAAAGACGCGGCGUUAAAUUUAGCCAAACACCGAGCGGAAUACCAUCGGUUGAAAGAAAAAGAAAAAGAAAAAGAAAUGCAACAAAGUCCGCCUUCGUCUUAUCCUCAACAACAACCCGAAAAACGUUUUCUUAUACUUUAAUUGCGAUAACAUGUACGUUAAGUCAUUUGAUAGGAAAUUGAUUAGUGGUUUUUAUUACGCGAAAAGUUGUUAUUUCGAUAAAAAUCAACUUUGAUGAUUGAAAAAUGAUUUUCAACUUCGUACUCUUGGCAAUGAAAUUUUAAAAAAAUGUGCAAUUUAUUUUGGGGUGCUGCUGUGACGGUUUCGUAUUUUUUUCUUAGUGAGAAGGAAAAUACUUGAAAUUGAUGUAAUUUUUCUGCUCAUUUCUUUAAGGAAUGAUGCGUUGUUGAAUUUCGUUGAAGCAUAUAUUUAUGCAUUAUUCCUUAAUAACGACGACAAAACUACGUUUCGAAAUACCCUGUUUAUAAUUUUUCCCGUUAAUCUUGCAUUCAAAUUUUUGUUCGUGGUGCUAUAGAAAAUGAUUCGAUUUUAUAGAAACGGAUUUAUGUUGGGGUUUUCAGUUUUUAUUUGAAGAAAAUGUGUAAAUUAUUAGUUGCAUUUAAAUGACUGAGUUGUUUUUUUUUUCAACUUUUAUAAUCUUUUUGAUUUCUUCAACGUAACCUUUCGGUAGGUUCAAAUUCAUUCAUUUCAUACCUAUAGCCUAAAUUUUAGAAAUAAAAUUUGAAAUUGUAUAGCAUGAAGGUUUUGUUGCUUGUUACCUGUUGAUAAUUAAUGUAAUAAAUAGCUUUUUCCGGUA
This is a messenger RNA of Planococcus citri (citrus mealybug), 2097 nucleotides long. RefSeq names its product stAR-related lipid transfer protein 7, mitochondrial. NCBI's taxonomy places the organism in Eukaryota, Metazoa, Arthropoda, Insecta, Hemiptera, Pseudococcidae. Gene Ontology annotation, molecular function: lipid binding. The transcript has 7 exons. The coding region runs from base 165 to 1421 and encodes 418 amino acids. The record is from RefSeq and is a predicted model, not a curated record.